AUGCGAAAGUUGGAAUGGGACGACAUGGGAGUGAAGGUCGACGGUUGGCAGCUACACCAUUUGCGCUUCGCUGAUGACAUCGUACUGAUAACACUUAGUAUCAGCCAAGCGGAACGAAUGCUGACCGAAUUCGACGAAACAUGUGGAUGCAUCGGUCUUCAGCUGAAUCUACAAAAGACAAAAGAUGUUCAUGCGGAACGGAUAGGUCUCGGAUGCCCAUUCACGCUCAACGGAACGAACAUAUCCGAAUGCACCAGUUGCGUUUAUCCGGGUCGGGAAUUGAACAUGAUGAACGACCUGACCCCCGAGCUGGGCAUGAGGAGACGAGCGGCUUGGGGAGCGUACAAGAUCAUCGAGGAUAUAGUGAAGGAGACCAAGAACACCCGGCUCCAUGCUCACCUCUUCAACACCACCGUACUUCCUUCUUUGACUUCUGCUUCGGAAACCUGGGCAUUUCGCAAGCAGGAAGAAAACGCGGUGAGCGUCAUUGAACGCACAAUUGAGAGAGUGAUGCUAGGAGUAUCCCUUUUCACGCAAGUGAGGGACGGGAUUCGAAGUUCUCUCCUACGUCAGCGAUCGAAGAUUAGAGACGCCGCCGCGUUUGCCAAGGAAAGUAAAAUAAGCGCACUACAGGAAGACCGCCGACCCGAUGGCCAGAUUUCUUCACGAAGCCCUUCAAAGAAAAAUAUGAUGCUCUUCGUGACCCACGCGAAAGGAGGAACCACUGGGCUACUCUGGCACGCGAUCGGGACAAAUGGAAGAAUUACUGGCGCCCGCUCGACCAGUUCGAAGAUCAACGGGAGUCAAGGUCUUGGCAGCAUGUUGGCUUCUGUCAUGGGCGUUUGUACAGGAGUGACCACAUAUGCGGAGAACAUAGCGCUCAUCCACAUAACGAGAGUGGCAAGUCGUACAACAAUGCAAAUUGCCGGGCUGCUUCUAAUCCUUCUAGGUCUAUUUACUAAAAUGGCAGCUCUUCUCGCAUCCAUCCCUGAUGCAUUAAUAGGAGGUGUCCUUACGAUGGGCAUAUCAAUGAUAGCUGGCGUUGCGAUGAGUAACUUACAGCUUAUCGACUUGAAACUCACUCGCAACCUCUCCAUCUUGGGACUGUCGCUGAUGAUUGGUUUGAUAGUUCCACUACAUUUUGAAAGGUCGCCAUUCAUAUCAGGUAACAAGGAAUGGGAUCAGAUUGUUAACAUGCUGUUGAGUAUUAAAAUGCUUGUGGGAGGUGUAGUUGCCGUUGUUCUGGACAACACCGUGCCAGGAGCAACGUUACGCCAGCGUGGUCUACAGUCACUCGAGGAAGAUGAAAAAAUCACUAUUGAGCAACAAGAAGAAGAUGGUUAUGCGUUUCCAGAAUGCGUGAACAGGGUACUUCGAGCAUUUCCAUGCUUGCGACUACUGCCUUUCCUUCCUAGUCACCCGCCGCCAAAACCACCACCAUCAAGAGACCAGAGCAUAUCUGUUCCAUGUGAUGUCAUGUGA
This is a messenger RNA of Necator americanus (New World hookworm), 1482 nucleotides long. RefSeq lists its product as uncharacterized. The coding region runs from base 1 to 1482 and encodes 493 amino acids. The record is from RefSeq and is a predicted model, not a curated record. NCBI's taxonomy places the organism in Eukaryota, Metazoa, Nematoda, Chromadorea, Rhabditida, Ancylostomatidae. Gene Ontology annotation, molecular function: transmembrane transporter activity. The transcript has 8 exons. Gene Ontology annotation, cellular component: membrane. Gene Ontology annotation, biological process: transmembrane transport.